This is a messenger RNA of Bradysia coprophila, 941 nucleotides long. Its product is annotated as 3'-5' exonuclease Snipper-like. NCBI's taxonomy places the organism in Eukaryota, Metazoa, Arthropoda, Insecta, Diptera, Sciaridae. The record is from RefSeq and is a predicted model, not a curated record. Gene Ontology annotation, molecular function: 3'-5'-RNA exonuclease activity; nucleic acid binding.
UGUUUUGUUUUAUUUUUGUAAACUGUCAUCAGUUGCGUGAGAGCUCUCUUGUGUGUCGUACGUUAGGGGUUUUUUGUUUGUUUUUUAGUUCUUUUGAUUUUUUUAUUUUGAAGUGACGUUAUUGUUUCAUGUUAUGAGUCUGUUAGAAUUAGCUCGUUCGUUGGGCAUUGUAGAGACAAUCAAAUUGGAUGCGGGAGCUUUGACAAAUUCGAAACAAAAUUUUAAAUAUUUGAUUGUUGUGGACUUUGAAGCGACAUGCUGGGACAAAGGAGAAGCGAAAUGGAGACAGCCCGAAAUAAUCGAAUUCCCUGCCGUCUUGGUCGACCUGUAUGACCAGAAAAUAUUGUCCGAAUUCCAUCAGUACAUCGUGCCGAUUGAAUCACCCACAUUGAGCGAAUUUUGUGUUAAUUUCACUGGAAUCACUCAAGAAACCAUCACCAACGAUGCAGUACCGCUGCAAACUGGAUUACUAAAGUUCAAUCAAUGGCUUACCGAAUCGAUUGAGAAAUACGAACUUGCCCUACCGAAAGUGGGUGAUGAACACAGCGCUACCUGUGCAUUUGUCACAUGGUCGGAUUGGGAUUUCGGUGUGUGUCUGCGGAAAGAAUGUGACAGAAAGGGCAUAAAGAAGUCGCAUCACUUUGAUCGGUGGGUGGAUCUGAAAGCAACGUUCAAGGACUGGUACAAGUACCGACCGAAGAAUUUCGCUGAUGCAAUGAAAUUUGUUGGAAUGAUUUUCAAGGGUCGCGAACACUCUGGAAUCGAUGAUGCUAGGAAUAUAGCUCGAUUGGCUUGUCGACUGGUUCGUGACGGUGCUCCGAUCUCAAUUACAACCGAUUUAUCACUGCCGCCGACUAACAAAGAACCGGCGAAAAGAAAUGGUCUGAAUUCUGUGAUAACAAAUACUUAGGUUUCGAAUGCAAUAAAACGUAAGACGAAGA